AUGAAUUCUCAAGCCCAGGAGCAAGCUGUAAUGCUCUGUGUCCGGCAAGGCCUGCAACGUCAAUUCAUUAACAACAUUUGGGGUCCAGAGGACGAAGCCGAUUACGACGACAAAACCUCAGGUGAGGUGUUGAACAGGAUUAAUAGUGCAGUCAGGAACGUCAACAGAAGGUACGAAGUACGGCUACCUUGGAAAGACGAUAUAGACCUUGGAACAAAUGAACGAAACGCACGGAAACGACUUAAAGGUUUGACGGACCGUUUAUUUCAUACGCCCGACCUGCUCGAGACGUAUGAUGAUGCUAUCCGCAAAUAUCUAAUUGACGGCGUCGCAGAAAAGGUGCCAGAGAACGAAUACAAUCACGAACAAGUAGAUAGACCAGUGUACUACUUACCUCACCACGCGGUCAUUCGCACGGACCGCAUUACUACGAAAUGUCGUGUCGUGUUUCACGCUUCCGCUCAUGAAACUCAAGAGAUCAGCUUGAACGAGAAUCUUCACAUCGGACCCAAUAUGAACCCGAAUGUAAGCGUUCUCCUACUGAGAUUUAGACUACAUGCUGUUGCUUUUACUGCCGACAUAGAAAAGGCAUUCCUCCAAAUACUCAUACACAAAAGAGACGGAGAUGCCCUGCGAUUCCUCUGGUAUCAAGCUAUGCCCACAGGAGUGGACGAUAAGUUGGAAAUAUGGCGAAUGACGAGAGUCACGUUCGGGACUGGCCCUAGCACAUUCCUGUUGGCGGCGACAUUGAAGAAACUGCUGAGAGAGUCCGAAGUAGAGUAUCCGGAAACAACAAGACUGUUGAACGAUUGUACGUAUGUCGAUGAUUUUAUAUCUGGUGCUGACUGCGAGGAAGCCGCUAUCAACGUGUACAACGAUGUGAAUAAUAUAAUGCAGAAGGGAAGCAUGAACAUGCGAAAAUGGGCCUCCAACUCAGCACGGCUGAACGCUUUGUACCUGCAGGACCCGGAGGAAGUCUCGCUAUUCGCUGGAGAUUCCCGCGUGAUAAAGGUUCUGGGAAUGAAGUGGGAUACGGAACAGGACUCCCUCUUUUACAAUGCUACCAACCUUCUUCAAGGUGGAAGGCCUGCUGUCUGGACGAAGAGGAAGGUGCUGCAGACGGCUCAAAGCAUAUACGACCCGCUAGGUUUGAUGUCACCGUAUACGAUCGCUGCAAGGAUCUACAUGCAAGAAAUGUGGCAACAAAGUCUCACUUGGGAUCAACCUAUACCGGCGGACCUACAGGAGAGUUGGGAAAGGUGGUAUGAAGACUUAUAG
Messenger RNA from Ornithodoros turicata, 1278 nucleotides. RefSeq lists its product as uncharacterized. The coding region runs from base 1 to 1278 and encodes 425 amino acids. NCBI's taxonomy places the organism in Eukaryota, Metazoa, Arthropoda, Arachnida, Ixodida, Argasidae. The record is from RefSeq and is a predicted model, not a curated record. The transcript has a single exon.